AUGGAUAUUCUAUUAAAAGUGAAAAUUUUCUGCACAUUGGCUAUUGUUCUUGGGCUAAUAUGUGCGAAGCAUGUUGCAUGUUCGAGGCACAGGCAAUAUCAUCCUGGAAGGAAAAUGAGUUCUGGGGAUAAUAAUAACGAGGAUCUUGUAACCAGCUUUCCUGGUCAGCCUCAUGCAGAUUUCCAGCACUUUGCUGGCUAUGUCACUGUGAACGAAACUAAUGGAAGAGCACUCUUUUACUGGUUCUACGAGGCCAUCACCAACCCUCAGGAGAAACCCUUAGUCCUUUGGCUUAAUGGAGGACCUGGGUGCUCUUCUGUGGGAUAUGGAGCAACGCAGGAGAUUGGUCCUUUUUUAGUGGACAGUGAUGGCCAGGGUCUUAAAUAUAAUAACUUCUCAUGGAACAGAGAAGCCAAUGUUUUAUUCGUGGAAUCUCCUGUUGGUGUCGGCUUUUCCUACUCAAACACAACCAGUGAUUAUGAACAUCUCGGAGAUGACUUAACAGCGAAUGAUGCUUACAAUUUUCUGCACAAGUGGUUUCUCAAGUUUCCAUCUUACAGAACCAGGACAUUUUACAUAGCAGGAGAGAGUUAUGCAGGAAAGUAUGUUCCUGAGCUUGCUGAGCUCAUCGUUGAUAGGAAUAUGGAGCCUUCGCUUCAUAUUGAUCUUAAGGGUAUCCUGCUGGGUAAUCCAGAAACAUCUGACGCUGAGGAUUGGAUGGGUAUUGUGGAUUAUGCUUGGAGCCACGCCGUGAUAUCAGAUGAGACACACAGAGAAAUCAGAGAAAGUUGUGACUUCAAAAGCAGUAACCCAUGGAUUAACCAAACUUGUUGUGAUGCUGUGGAUGAAUUGCUUGCUCAGUACCACAAGAUUGAUAUGUAUAGUCUCUAUACUCCUGUCUGCUUUGCCACUGCUGCUCGUUCCAAUGAUCAAUCUACAAAAAGCGUCAUGAGUUAUAAGCGCACAUUGAAAAUGAUGCCUAGGAUCAUGGGUGGUUUCGAUCCAUGUUUGGAUGAUUAUGCCACAGCUUUCUAUAACAGACCAGAUGUUCAGAAGGCGCUUCAUGCCAGCGAUGGUCAUAGCCUUAAGAAUUGGAGUAUUUGCAACUACAAGAUAUUCAACAACUGGGAAGAUUCAAAGCCAUCUGUUAUCCCAAUUUACAAGAAGCUUAUUUCGGCAGGACUUAGAAUCUGGGUUUACAGCGGAGACACCGAUGGUAGAGUGCCGGUACUGUCCACAAGAUACAGCUUAAGCACUCUGAAUUUGCGUAUCACCAAGCCAUGGAGACCAUGGUAUCACGAGAAAGAGGUAAGCGGGUGGUUUCAAGAAUACGAGGGGCUUACUUUUGCCACAUUUCGAGGAGCUGGACAUGAUGUGCCUAGUUUCAAACCAAGCGGUUCGCUUGCAUUCUUCUCCUCCUUUCUGCUCGGACAGUCCCCGCCAGAAACUAAAUAA
This is a messenger RNA of Neltuma alba, 1455 nucleotides long. RefSeq names its product serine carboxypeptidase-like 31. Gene Ontology annotation, molecular function: serine-type carboxypeptidase activity. Gene Ontology annotation, biological process: proteolysis. Lineage: Eukaryota; Viridiplantae; Streptophyta; Magnoliopsida; Fabales; Fabaceae. The transcript has 10 exons. Gene Ontology annotation, cellular component: vacuole. Bases 1 to 1455 code for a protein of 484 amino acids. The record is from RefSeq and is a predicted model, not a curated record.